This is a messenger RNA of Odobenus rosmarus divergens (Pacific walrus), 4414 nucleotides long. RefSeq names its product sperm antigen with calponin homology and coiled-coil domains 1-like (gene SPECC1L). Gene Ontology annotation, biological process: actin cytoskeleton organization. Lineage: Eukaryota; Metazoa; Chordata; Mammalia; Carnivora; Odobenidae. Gene Ontology annotation, cellular component: filamentous actin; microtubule organizing center. The transcript has 16 exons. The record is from RefSeq and is a predicted model, not a curated record. The coding region runs from base 194 to 3550 and encodes 1118 amino acids. Gene Ontology annotation, molecular function: protein binding.
GGGGCCGCGAAGGAGGCAGGGCGGGCCGGGCGAACGGCGCCGCGGGGUUGGCUGCUGCCCUGAGGCCGGACUCAACGGAUUCGGGCCGCGCCACCGGGCGAGCUCGCCGCCCGGCCCCAUCCCGGAGCCAGCGAGCGAGCGAGGCGGCGCCGCGCGAUUUGCUUGUAAAUGCAUCACGAAGAGGCAACCCAGAAUGAAGAAAGCAAGCAGGAGUGUUGGCUCAGUGCCUAAAGUGUCUGGGAUAAGCAAAACGCAAACAGUAGAAAAAACGAAACCUGAAAACAGCUCUUCAGCAUCUACAGGAGGCAAACUCGUAAAACCUGGAACAGCAGCAUCGUUGUCAAAGACCAAGAGCAGUGAUGACCUCUUAGCUGGAAUGGCUGGAGGGGUGACAGUGACUAAUGGUGUUAAAGGAAAGAAAAGCACCUGCCCUUCCACAGCAUCUUCAGCAUCGGCCCCUGCCAUGACCACUGUGGAGAACAAAUCCAAGAUCAACACAGGCACCAGUUCUUCAACCAAGAGGAGCACUUCCAUAGGUAAUAAAGAAUCUGGUUCUACUAGAGAAAGAUUACGUGAGCGUACCCGGCUAAGCCAGAGCAAAAAACUACCUUCUGCGGGUCAGGGAGCUAAUGACGUGGCAUUGGCCAAGCGUUCCCGCAGCCGCACGGCUGCGGAAUGUGACGUUCGCAUGAGCAAGUCUAAGUCGGACAAUCAGAUCAGUGACAAAGCUGCCUUGGAAGCCAAAGUGAAAGAUCUUCUCACAUUGGCAAAAACCAAGGAUGUGGAAAUCUUACAUUUGAGAAAUGAACUCCGAGACAUGCGUGCUCAGCUGGGCAUUAAUGAGGAUCAUUCCGAGGGUGAUGAAAAAUCUGAGGAGAAGGAAGCCAUCAUUGCUCACCAGCCAACUGAUGUCGAGUCCACUUUACUGCAGUUGCAGGAACAGAAUACUGCCAUCCGGGAAGAACUCAACCAGCUAAAAAACGAAAACAGAAUGUUAAAGGACAGGUUGAACGCGCUGGGCUUUUCCCUAGAGCAGAGGUUAGACAAUUCCGAAAAACUGUUUGGUUAUCAGUCCCUGAGCCCAGAAAUAACCCCUGGCAACCAGAGCGAUGGAGGAGGGACCCUGACCUCUUCAGUGGAAGGCUCUGCCCCUGGUUCCGUGGAGGAUCUCUUGAGCCAGGAUGAAAACACCCUCAUGGACCAUCAGCACAGUAAUUCUAUGGACAACCUAGACAGUGAGUGCAGUGAGGUGUACCAGCCCCUCACGUCGAGCGAUGAUGCCCUGGACGCACCAUCGUCCUCAGAGUCCGAAGGCGUUCCGAGCAUAGAGCGCUCCCGGAAGGGGAGCAGUGGCAACGCGAGUGAAGUGUCCGUCGCUUGCUUGACAGAAAGGAUACAUCAGAUGGAAGAGAACCAACACAGCACAAGUGAGGAACUUCAGGCAACUCUGCAAGAGCUAGCUGAUUUACAGCAGAUAACCCAGGAACUGAAUAGUGAAAAUGAAAGGCUGGGAGAAGAGAAGGUUAUUCUUAUGGAGUCUUUAUGUCAGCAGAGUGAUAAGUUGGAACACUUUAGCCGACAAAUUGAAUAUUUCCGCUCCCUUCUCGAUGAGCAUCACAUUUCUUAUGUCAUAGACGAGGAUGUGAAAAGUGGACGCUAUAUGGAAUUGGAGCAACGUUAUAUGGACCUAGCAGAGAAUGCCCGUUUUGAACGAGAGCAGCUUCUCGGUGUCCAGCAGCAUUUAAGCAAUACUUUGAAGAUGGCAGAACAAGACAACAAGGAAGCUCAAGAAAUGAUAGGGGCGCUCAAAGAACGCAAUCACCAUAUGGAGCGAAUUAUUGAGUCUGAGCAGAAGGGUAAAGCAGCCUUGGCAGCCACAUUAGAGGAGUACAAAGCCACAGUGGCCAGUGAUCAGAUAGAGAUGAACCGCCUGAAAGCUCAGCUGGAGAAUGAAAAGCAGAAAGUGGCGGAGCUGUAUUCCAUCCAUAACUCUGGAGACAAAUCUGAUAUUCAGGAUCUCCUGGAGAGUGUCAGGCUGGACAAAGAAAAAGCAGAGACUCUGGCUAGUAGCCUGCAGGAAGACCUAGCUCACACCCGAAAUGAUGCCAAUCGAUUGCAGGACACCAUUGCAAAGGUAGAAGAUGAAUACCGAGCCUUCCAAGAAGAAGCUAAGAAACAAAUAGAAGAAUUGAAUGUGACAUUAGAGAAACUAAGAUCCGAGCUAGAAGAAAAAGAAACAGAGAGGAGCGACAUGAAAGAAACCAUCUUUGAACUUGAAGAUGAAGUAGAACAACACCGAGCCGUGAAACUCCAUGACAACCUCAUUAUUUCCGAUUUAGAGAAUACGGUUAAAAAACUGCAGGACCAAAAACAUGACAUGGAAAGAGAAAUCAAGACACUCCACAGGAGACUUCGGGAAGAAUCUGCGGAAUGGCGGCAGUUUCAGGCUGAUCUCCAAACUGCUGUGGUCAUUGCAAAUGAUAUUAAAUCUGAAGCCCAAGAGGAGAUUGGCGAUUUGAAGCGUCGGUUACAUGAGGCUCAAGAAAAAAAUGAGAAACUCACCAAAGAAUUGGAGGAAAUAAAGUCACGCAAGCAAGAGGAGGAGCGAGGCCGGGUGUACAACUACAUGAAUGCUGUGGAGAGAGACUUGGCAGCCUUAAGGCAAGGGAUGGGACUGAGUAGAAGGUCCUCAACUUCCUCCGAGCCAACCCCUACGGUGAAAACCCUCAUCAAAUCCUUCGACAGUGCAUCGCAAGUACCAAACCCCACUGCAGCCGCGAUUCCUCGCACACCUUUGAGUCCAAGUCCUAUGAAAACUCCUCCUGCCGCAGCUGUCUCGCCUAUGCAGAGACAUUCCAUAAGUGGACCAAUCUCUACAUCCAAACCCCUGACGGCGCUGUCAGAUAAGAGACCAAACUAUGGGGAGAUCCCUGUUCAAGAGCAUCUAUUAAGAACAUCCUCAACCAGCCGACCCGCUUCUCUGCCGAGAGUACCUGCCAUGGAAAGUGCCAAGACCAUCUCAGUGUCUCGGCGAAGUAGUGAAGAGAUGAAACGAGACAUCUCUGCACCUGAGGGAGCGUCGCCGGCCUCUCUUAUGGCUAUGGGAACCACAUCUCCACAGCUCUCCCUGUCCUCCUCUCCCACGGCUUCUGUUACCCCCACCACCCGAAGUCGGAUAAGGGAAGAAAGGAAGGACCCUCUGUCAGCAUUGGCGAGAGAAUAUGGAGGUUCAAAGAGGAAUGCUUUGCUGAAGUGGUGUCAGAAGAAAACAGAAGGCUACCAGAAUAUUGACAUUACAAACUUCAGCAGCAGCUGGAAUGAUGGACUGGCUUUCUGCGCUCUCCUGCAUACGUACCUUCCGGCCCACAUUCCGUAUCAAGAGCUGAACAGCCAAGAUAAGCGAAGGAACUUCACCCUGGCCUUCCAGGCAGCCGAGAGCGUCGGCAUCAAAUCCACACUGGACAUUAAUGAGAUGGUGCGGACUGAGCGGCCUGAUUGGCAGAGCGUCAUGCUCUACGUGACCGCAAUCUACAAGUACUUCGAAACCUGAGCACACCGGAAGGACUCUCCCCGUUACCAAGUGACACCGACGCCAUUAGCUACGCACCCCGUAAAGCUUUCAGCGACUCUCUGGGCCGCCCCGCAGCGUGUGAGCCUUCAGCCGGGGCCUCUGAGUCAGGAGAACUCGGGCCUCCAUGGCCCCCGGCUUGCAUCUGGCUCCGCGCACAUGACCCGUCGGCGCACACACGCUGUUUGCUGCCAGAGUUUUUUUCUGAAGAGAAUAUUGAACUCCAUUAGUGCCGUGGGGUGUAAAAACCAGCUCAUGCACGGCUCAACUCGGGAAAGGGGCUGAAACUCUGGGGGCAGCUCACGGGGGGUUAGUGAAAGCUUUAGCCACAGCGCUUCUUGACUACUCGCCGGUGCGGCUUCUGGCACCCGUGAGAACCAGGCCGGGGACUCGGCGCCUGGCAGAGGUGCCUGGAGAGCAGGCCGCGGCCCUGGACGUGGAGGGCCAUGGAGUGCAUCACCACGGCAGUGGGGCAGCCACUGAUUUCCACGUGGCAGGGCUGGCCUGGCCCGCGUGAUUUAGGUGUUUACAGUUUGAGCUAACAGAUGAUCGUGUCUCAAGUUCCCGGCUGGUGGCGUCCGCUGCUGCUGAAGGGUUGGUUUUGCGGCUGGGCCCCCGUCGAGCAGAGGCGGGCCCCCUGGCCUCGCCGCUGCCAACCUGUCCUUUAGCCUGGAAGGGGCAUGGGAACCCAGCUCUGACUUUAGGUUUCUGGACAAAAGAAUUGGUCAAAAGGAGUUCUAGUUAAAAAAAGUUUUUUUUUCUUAUGAGCAAUAUUGGGGGAAAAUACCUCCUGUUCUGUUAGUACCAAAGUUAAAUUGUCUUAGUAAACAUAGACAUAAAACAAAA